Dreissena polymorpha is the source of this 4574-nucleotide messenger RNA. RefSeq names its product ubiquitin carboxyl-terminal hydrolase 45-like. Gene Ontology annotation, biological process: protein deubiquitination. Gene Ontology annotation, molecular function: cysteine-type deubiquitinase activity; zinc ion binding; cysteine-type endopeptidase activity. Gene Ontology annotation, cellular component: cytosol; nucleus. NCBI's taxonomy places the organism in Eukaryota, Metazoa, Mollusca, Bivalvia, Myida, Dreissenidae. The record is from RefSeq and is a predicted model, not a curated record. The transcript is spliced from 22 exons. The coding region runs from base 120 to 3959 and encodes 1279 amino acids.
CGAUCGUGUGACAAAUAGUGAAGUACCCGGAUACAUGUAAUUUUGCAUGUUGGAUUGUGAAACGAAAGGCAGAUUAUUUUAUAUUCGGAUUGGUUUCCGAUGCAUGAAGAGCCUGUUCCAUGAGAGUGCUAGAGGGUGAGAUCACAGUCUCCUACAGCAUGGGCAAGAAAAACAAGCACAAGCUGCAGAAACACCGCGAUAAUGAGAUCUCGGACUCUUCGGAGGAUGUCAAUGCUAAAGGAUGUGCCCAUGUUAGCAAAGCAAUCAACUUUGGAGCCAUGAAGAAGGGCCUUGCCAAGCAGACUCUCGGAGAAUGUGCUAGCUGUGCUAAGAAAGGAGAGUCCACGUCACUGAUUGACCGUCUAGAGGGCGCCACCAGUGAGGACUUCUCGGAGCCUGGCGACGCCUCCCUAUGGGUGUGUCUGCAGUGCGGACACCAGGGUUGCGGCAGACUGAGUCCAGAGAAGCACGCAUUGAAGCACCAUGAGACACCACGCUCCUCCCUGCAUAACAUUGUCAUCAACACUUCCAACUGGCUUGUCUGGUGUUAUGACUGUGACUGUGAGAUCCCUGCCAGUAAGAGCAAGAAGGUGGCCGAGUGUCUGGAGUACCUACAGAAGCAGGUGGCCAGCCUGACUGGGGAAUCAGCACAGGGUCGCGCAGGCUCUAGCAACAAUCAGCCUGGUAACGGUGGUGUGCUGGACACCAACAAGUCCCGGGCCCUCAUCACAGGUCGACCUCCCAUGGGUGGAGGCUGCUCCAAGGUCAAGGGACUGAGUAACCUGGGCAACACUUGCUUCUUCAAUGCUGUUAUGCAGAACCUGGUUCAGACCCACAGCCUGGAGUGGCUGCUCCAUGAGCGCAGGAAGGGCACCUGCCAGGUCCUGACCGCCCACCUGGACACCUCACCUGACACCAGCGACGAGGAGGGGGAGAAACACGGCCAACAUGCCUCCAAGGAACUGGGUGGUAUAGAGAUAACUCUGGGCGAGGCAGGGGCCCUCACCAACUCUCUGGUCGUGUUCCUGCAGGAGGUCAACUCCACCUCCAAGUCUGGCUGCAUCAACCCCAGCGGGCUCUUCAGUCAGAUAUGCAAGAAGGCGUCUCGUUUCCGUGGCAUGCAGCAGCAGGACAGUCAGGAACUGCUUAGAUAUCUCCUGGACAACAUGAAGACAGAGGAGAUCAAGAGGGGACAAGCUGGAAUUUUGAAACACUUCAAACUGUCUGAGCAUACAAAGCCAAAGUGUGUGGAUGAGGAAACAAAGUAUAAAGUUAAAACUUAUGGCCAGGAGGCCAAGCACACGUUUGUGGACUGCUUGUUUGGAGGUCAGCUGAUCAGCACCGUGAUAUGUGAGGAGUGCAAAUAUAUCUCUCAGAUACUGGAGCCAUUCCUGGACCUAUCGCUGCCUGUUAUGGAGGAAAAGCCCCAGAGACCCAACAUGUCUCACAAGGGCGUCUCUAAGGAGUCUGACCCCGGCGACCUUGACCUUGUGAAGCCCCCUGUUGCCAAGGAAGAUGUUGGGCCAUCAAAACACAUGAGCAAAAAAGCCAAGAAGAAUAAGAAGAGGGAUGCAAGGCGGCACAGUGGCCAUGGGAAGGGCAAGGGGGCAGGAGGGUCCAACAAGGAGGGGGAGGAGGAGAAGGGGGAGGAGCCGGGAAAGGAAGGGGAGGAGCAUCAAGAGGAAGACUCUGAUGCUGACAUUGAGGACAACCUGGAGAGUGACACCUCCAAGUGUUACACCAAGAGUGCCAGUGACUCCAUCAGCCCAGAUGAGCAGGGUACCGGACAACUGCCUCAUGAGCAGGGAAACGGACAACUACCUCAGAAAUCGGAGCAAGGAACUGGACAACAUGAACAGGAUAUGGGACUACAGUCUCACAAAGAUGAACAGGGAACCGGACAACUGCCUCACAACUCAAACAACGACACAGAGCUCCAGGGAAACAGGCUAUUACCUCUACAGACACAAAAUCAUAAGCUGGAAACCAUGCCUCAUAAUAACACAGAUCGUAUGCAGGAAACUAGUCAUAAAAAUGGACAAGGAACCAAGGCCUCUCGUGUUGAUAAAAGAGAUCUAAUGCAGGGAACCAAUAAUGAAAAUCAUGAAGAAUCCGAUGAAUCCAUAGAUGUCAUAUCAGAUGACAGUGAAGCUGGGAUAGACGCUGGGUUAGUUAUGGGUCAGUUGGACAGCACAUGUUCUAGAACAUUAUCAGGAUAUUCUAGUCUGCAUGUUGCAAGUAGUAAUGGUUUACCUGAGAAUACACAGCAAAAACAGUUAUCUUUUAUGUCUUCCAAUAUUGCUGACUGUAAAAAUGGCUUCUCUUGUGCUAAUAAAGAGUGCAUAAAAAAUGAAGCAGGAACCCAUGUAACCAAUCACAACUGUAAUGUUACGGAUAGCAAAUGUUUAUCAAGUAGUAGUAUGAUAGUAGAGAAUUCUAGCAGCAAACCAACUGGUAUUUCUUGUGUAGCCAAUAUAGAGGAAACUGAUACAAUCUCUGAAGAAUACGUAGUGAAUUACACAUUCUCUAAUGGACAGCUGUCUGAGACCACUGAGUCCGGGCAAUUAAAAUCCCAAAGCUCCAUUGAGACCAGUUAUACAUUCCACUGCGGUCAAGUAGGCGAUAGCGGAGCUGAAGUGGAAACCGGUAAACGUCUAGGUAACGGUGAAAACUUGUUUGGGGCUGGUAAGGUUGAAGGCAGCAAAGUGUGUGCUAGUCCAAUGAUGAAUGGUGAUCUUGGUCUUGUAAAUGGUGAACUGGAGAAUGGGGAGGUGUUGUCUGAGGGCGAGAGCAUUACCUGUAGAGGGCAGGGUGUGGGUGAGACAGAGAUGGGAGACAGUGUUGGCAGCAGCACACUAGAGCUGCAUACAGAGGCCUCGUCUGAUAUCAGCACACUGACCUCUGACGUCAGUGCCAUUAGCAUCACCGACCUCCCUGACAUAGUCAUCCGUGGUAGUGACAGUGUUGAUGUAACUGUAGAUAUCGGUGUCACGCCUGCUGAUGACGAUGUGUUAUCGAAUGAACUGAGCAAUUUGAGUUUGAAGCUUGAGAGGUUAGACAGUGAUGGGAAAAUGUCGCCAAGGACGCUUGAUGAGGAUCGGUUAGCCUGUGGCGGCGUGAACAAGGGAGGUAACUGUGUAACGGGCGGGCAACACCGAGAGAGAGACGGACACAACGGACAGUCCCGCUCUGGUGGCAAUGUGUCCAAGCAGCUGGACUUGAAGCAGCUGUACCAGGAGGGAAAGAAGAAGUCUGUCAAUUCUCUCGCAGAAAGGUACCAUGUGUCGUCGGGGGAGUGUUCCAUCCAGUCCUGUCUGAACCAGUUCACUGCAGCGGAGCUCCUCACUGGGCACAACAAGUUUGGAUGUAAAAACUGCACAAAACUCAAGUUUGGCAACAAAAACAGCAAAAGCAACCAAAAGAAAGAGGAGACGGUGUACUCCAAUGCCAACAAGCAGUACCUGAUCUUCCAGACACCUGCUGUGCUCACCCUGCAUCUCAAACGCUUUGAACAGGUAGGGUUCAGCUCCAGGAAAGUGAACAGACACGUUGAUUUCCCAUUUCUACUGGACAUUGCUCCAUACUGCAGUCAUGUCACACAGGGCAUCAAGACGGGUCAGAAGAAGGUCCUCUACUCCCUGUACGGUGUGGUUGAACACAGCGGGCGCCUCAAUGCGGGCCACUACACGGCUUACGUCAAGGUGCGCCCGAACAUUGGCACCCUCAACAACUUCCUCAACAAGCACAAUGUGUCCCUGAAGGAGUAUCUCUCUAAGUACGCGGAGAUGGUCAGGAACGGGGCAGAGCAAGAGGAGGACGUGGGUGCAAGCAUCAACACAGAGGCCCUGGUGCCGCCUGGGCGCUGGUACCACAUCAGUGACGCGAGGGUCAACGAGGUCACAGAGGCGACGGUGGAACGUGCCCAGGCUUAUCUGCUGUUCUAUGAACGCAUUUAUUGAUGUGUGGGAUAUACUGAAUAUGUGCUUAUGGAAAGGACUGUUGAAAAGAUAAUUGACAAUGGUAAAAUAGUGCAGUUUUCUAAUUUGUCAUUUUUAUCAUACAAUGUAUUCAAAUAUUAUAUAGUUAAAUUUAAACAUAAAUUAUGGUUUAUCUUUUUAAGUCUAUCACAUUGUUACUUGUUUAUAGAUAGGGGCUUGUUGUUAACUGAAAUAGGUUUUGUUUAAGAUGCAUGUUAUUGUUUUAAGUAAUUUUCAUAGUAAUUUAUGUAACUAUGAUUUACCAAAGUAAUAUACCAAAGCUUGGCUUGAAAGUUAGUGACAUUAUUCUUUGAUGUCUCUAAAAAUUGUUAUAAAUUUGGUAAUUUAUGAAAGCAUGGUUUUUGAACACAUUGACAAUCAUCAUCUGUAAGUACAAUUUAAUCUUUCUAGGGCUUAUUCUUCCUUUCCCCCCCCCAAAAAAAAAAACAAUUUCUACAAAAUAGCAACUUUGGCUAAAGACAUUAGCAUCUGGCUGCAAAUGUUUCCUCAUAAAAACCCGUGAAACAGAUAACAUUUUAACAAUGUUUGUGUUCUGCGGUAAAUUUGGCUAAAUAAAAUUUUAAGCCAAGUGGGGCC